UAAAAUAACAAGGUACUAUAAAACCAAGAGGAAUACUAAAUAACUAAUAAAAGGUUUAAAUCUAUCUCUGGACAUUGCCAAUAAUGUUCGGACACGUUUUUCAAUAAAACCGGAUAUGAAAAUAAAUCAACAAACGUAAUAUUGCCAAGAAGCUAAAAUAACUUCCUUAAGGAUACAGGAAAAAACCAACACAUAGCAAAUUUAUAUACAAAGCAAGCCUACUGAAAAUAACUAAAGAAGAAAUAUAGAAAAUUUUCCAAAAAAUAAAAGACAAGAAACGGAAAAAAUAAUUCUUAAUAGAAAAUCGGAGAGAGAGAGAGAGAAAAAAACACAAAUAAAGCUUGACCAUACUAGUGUGACAGGACACAGAACCAAAUGUUUCCUUUGCUGUUUGUUCAAACGUAAACAUUUUUAAUGUGGCAAUUGUAGGCUGAACAGGCCACUUAGUCGAUAUGUUUCCUUUAACAUUUAUUGAAGUUGGCAACACAUUAUCACAGCACAUUAUGUCCGACGAUGAAAUAGCAACGACAUCACUAUCAUCAGCAUCAUCGUCAGCUUCAAUAACAACAUUAACACAACAACAUCUGCUGCAGCAACAGCAGUUGAACCAGCAACAACAAUAUGAUGAUACUACAACGGAUAUAAUAUGGAAGAACUCUUUAUUAGAAAACAUUACACGCACUAGUCUAUUGGGUGUUGGCAGCAGCAGCAGCAGUACUGGUGGUGGAGGAAUGUCAGGUGGGGGUGCUGAUAUUACGACACUUGAUGGUUUUGAUUCUGAUUCAACGUUUACACCACCUUUACAACGACCCGAAACAAUUUUCAUAAUCAUACUCUUCUUACUCAUAUUCAUUGUUGGUGUCUUGGGUAAUGGCACUUUGGUGAUAAUAUUCUUUCGACAUCGUUCCAUGCGCAACAUUCCAAAUACUUACAUUCUCUCCUUGGCUUUAGCUGAUCUCUUAGUUAUAAUCGUUUGUGUUCCCUUAGCCAUUUUAGUGUAUACCACUGACAGUUGGACAUUUGGCAAAAGUAUGUGUCAAGUAACCGAAUUUUUCAAAGAUGUUUCUAUAGGAGUUUCAGUGUUCACACUAACCGCUCUGUCGGGCGAACGUUAUUGUGCUAUUGUAAAUCCUUUAAGAAAAUUACAGACAAAACCAUUAACGGUUAUAACGGCUGCCAUGAUUUGGCUUUUGAGCAUAACAUUUGCCACACCUUCACUAGUAAUGUCUGAUUUACAACAUAUACUAAUCGAUGAUAAAACUAAUCUAACCAUAAUAAUCUGUACACCGUUUGGUAAGCAGCGCAACAAUUCUGAAAUUUAUGCCAGAUAUGUAGUGGUAACCAAGGCAUUUGUGUACUAUUUGUUGCCACUAUUUAUAAUUGCAGUUUUAUAUCUGAUGAUGGCCCAACGUUUACAUGUCAGCGCACGUGAUAUGCCCGGUGAAACGUUAAGUAUGCAGAGUCGUUCCCAAGUACGAGCAAGACGUUAUGUAGCUCGUAUGGUAGUGGCAUUUGUAGUGGUGUUUUUUGUUUGUUUCUUUCCCUAUCAUUUGUUUGAAUUGUGGUUUCAUUUGAAUCCCACAGCACGCGAAGAUUUUGAUGAGUUUUGGCAUACAAUACGUAUUAUUGGAUUUUGUACUUAUUUUCUCAAUUCAUGCGUAAAUCCUGUGGCAUUGUAUUGUGUAUCGGGAGCAUUUCGUGCACAUUUCAAUCAAUAUCUCUGCUGUUUUUGUGUCAAAAGACAAACACGUCUAAGGCAACACUCAACUGCCACGGGAAUGAUGGACACCAGCAUUGUCAACAUGUCAAUGAGGAGUACAACCAAUUAUAAUCGUGCUUCUGUACACUUGAAUAAUGCACAUUGUACAGGUGGUGGCGGUGGUGGUGGUGUCGGAGGGGGAGGAAGUUUCAAUAGCAACAACAAUACAAAUGGUUUGGGACGUUUAAGUGCUUAUAAUCAUCAUUCGCAUCGACGUCAAUCCACUAUGCAACAUCAGCACAAUGGCAACAGCAAUAGUGGUGUAGGAGUUAAAGUGAGUGGAGGAGUGGAUAAUGGUCGUUUAACUGCAGCCACUGCUGUAGCUCAAAGUGGUGUUAUACUUAAUGAUAAGAGGUGAGGUACAAUGACUGUGGUCUUAAAGGCCGAUACUAUAUUGUAAAAUUAAAUUAAAAAAAAAUAUGCUCUUACACUUACAAACGACAAACACUUACACAGACUCAGAAAAAAAGAUUUCUUCUAUACAUUUCCAAACAUAUUUACACAAUAUUUGUGUUAGUGUAAUGUUGUCCUUUUUAUUGUAAAUUGUAAUCAUAUGUAAAGGGGAGUUUUAUGGCUAAAGGAAAAUUUCCUUAUGUCAUACUCCUUUGUUCCUUAAAGUAUUAAAUAUUUUUUAUAAUAAAAUUAAAGAAAAAACAGAAUUUAGUUUAAUAAAAUGUGUGAUAAAUGUUAAAA
Messenger RNA from Lucilia sericata (common green bottle fly), 2452 nucleotides. RefSeq names its product neuropeptide CCHamide-2 receptor (gene CCHa2-R). Gene Ontology annotation, biological process: G protein-coupled receptor signaling pathway. The transcript has 6 exons. Lineage: Eukaryota; Metazoa; Arthropoda; Insecta; Diptera; Calliphoridae. Gene Ontology annotation, molecular function: G protein-coupled peptide receptor activity. The coding region runs from base 453 to 2117 and encodes 554 amino acids. The record is from RefSeq and is a predicted model, not a curated record. Gene Ontology annotation, cellular component: membrane.